Molecule: messenger RNA, 2640 nt
Organism: Guillardia theta CCMP2712
Lineage: Eukaryota; Cryptophyceae; Pyrenomonadales; Geminigeraceae
Exons: 10
Coding region: 1-2640 (879 amino acids)
Molecular function (GO): calcium ion binding
Source: RefSeq, a predicted model, not a curated record
AUGCCGUCAGCGCAGCUGUUCUUACUCCUCUGCUCCUCUCUCCUCUGCUUUCAUCGCGCCCUGUCGGCUCCAUGCAGUUCACCUGCCCUCCGAGGUGACCCUGGCUUCACCUCCCCCACGACUCAGAACGCUCCGGUAUACCGAGCUGCCUACGAGUCCUUCGAGAAGGUUCCAUUCAGUGAGGCGAAGUUCCUCGCAUGCGGGGAAACCUCGAAGGGGUAUCAGCUCAAAGAGGAGGAGGGCGACGACACGCAGGCAAGAAUGGAGCAGGAAGAGGAUGUUUUGGUUGCGUUGGCGAACUUCGGCACCAACUUGCAGUGCAAGUAUUGCCUAAUGCAAGGAUGCGGCUACUGCUUUGUGAGCAAGAAGCUUGUCGGGGAGAGCAGCUGGGAUCUUCUCUUUCCAGGGAAUCUUUCCCACACCAACGUGUCCAUCUCGAACCGCUCACAGUGUUUCUACGAUCCUGGCGGAUACUUGUGCAGCUCCAGGCUGGAAACGGACUCUUGCUCCGAGCACGUCCCAAGGUACAUCGACAACGUCGACGACUGCUAUGGAGGGCAGCAGCGGAACGAUAUUGCUUACCUUGGAAGCCUCUGUGCUCCCAAGAUCGCUCCUCAAAUGCUAAUCCCUCUGAGAGACUCUGUGAUCUCGGUCGUGAUCUCGGACUUGAGAAUCGACCUCACUGCUCACACCUUCGACUCCUCCGUCACUUUCUCGUUGUCUUGGUCGGACAGAAGGCUAGCUGACAGCUUCCUGAACCCUUGCGGUAGCGACUGGAUGCAGGUGGAGAGGGAGGUAUGCGGAGCUUGCGACGAGGUGAUCUUUGCAACGGCGCUGGGGAGCAGGAGCAGCGCAGGAGCAUGCAAGUGCCGAGGAGGAGGUCUGGUCUGGAACGCUGUAUCGGCGAUGGAUGGGAGGGUGUUUAGCAAUGCAGUAAGGAUGGACCGAUGUGCUACACUGCAGUCGGACUAUCAAGCUGCCAACCAAUCUAUCACAAGGACAUUUGUUUGCCAGGGAAAAUUUAGCAUGAAGCUCAUCCCCACGGACUUGAACGUCAGCUCAGCUGGGAAGCUUGAUGUCGUGAUGAGCCUGUCGCUCUCUUCCAGGUCGACUUACGGCCUACGACUCUCGGUGGACUCGUCAAGGGUCAGCUCGCCGAGCCUGCCACUGGCUGGCUUCCAGCUGAGGCGGUCGAUCCCUGCGUUGAACCAGUCGAGCAUGACAAGGUGGGACUCCCCUAUCCUCCUGCUGGGCUUCGACGACUUCCAGCUCUGGUUCCCAAUCUUCGCGAGCUUCUUCCCCGUGCUUCUGUCCUGGUGCACCUUCCUCCUUCCCCCCACGCAGAUCGACCCGAGGACGCGCAAGGACCAGCAGCUCUCCCCUAUCCUCGUUGAUCGCAUCCUCGCCUGCUUCCUGGCGCUCCCCUGCAUCCUGCAAGCGGCCUGGAGGAAGGAAGGAGAGAGCGUCCCAACGGACCCGAUCAUCGUCAACAUGACAAUGACUCUUCUCCUGCUCCUGCACGCGUUCGUCGUCACCUGCCUGCUGCUCAAAAGGAUGGCAGAGGGGUUUCCAUCACGCAGGCAGCAGGACUACAACAAGCGCAUCCUUCUCAUCGUCGACCUCGUCGACCUCAGCGUCAGAGCAGCGUUCCCCGUGCUUCACCUGGGCAUCUUGCAGCGGAGCUUGAUCGUGUACUUCGAUCAGUCUCACCAGGUCAUUGCAGGUUCCAAUGCCUUCCUUGCCCUGUCCGUGCUGUGGUACGUCUCGGUGAACGUGCUGCUGCUGCGCUCCUACUUCAAGCAGAAGCAGGAGGAUCUCAGGCUGCUGUUUGAGCUCUUCGACACUGACCAUGGGGGGACCCUCAGCGUGAGCGAGCUUGACGUGGCUUUGUCAAACUACGGCUACGAACCCUUUGAGAAGGCGGAAGUGAUGCAGAUGCUGCUGGGGGGGGAAUGGCACAAGAGGCUGGAGGCCGAAGUGCCUCUUCCCACCUUCCUGAACGUCAUGGGCAGCCCGUGGGUUUCGCUCUCCAUGUGGCUGAUGAGCGGGAAGGGAGCAAGGAGGCGGGCAGAAGAAUCGCUGAACCAGCUCAACGAGAGCAAGCAGGAGGAGGAAGAGGAGGAGCAGGAGCAGUCGAGCGUGAAGGAGGGGGAGCGAGUGAUCGUCCUGCCUCCCGUCCUGCACAACUUUGGCAGGGAGGAGCUGGAGAGGCUCGAGAGCCACCUGAUCUCUAAGAGGGCAGCUGGGAAGAUCGUCAAGGAAGUCAUCGAGAGUUCAACCCAGCGAACCACCGAAGCUCUCCGCACCCUCCACGUCGUCGAGCAGCUGAACUUCCUCCCCACCAGGAGCCCAGCCUCCACUUUUGCAGCUGGGAAGCAGCUGGUAAGAGGCAACGCCGCGCUCUCGAUCGACAGGGGCUGGGCCCCGAAGAACACUGUGAACCUCGUCAGAACCAUAGAGCCGGCGAGGAAGGAAGACCUGGAGGCUGUGAAAGGCAGGAUUGUCGACUCGCUGCUGGACAUGGGGAAGGAGGCGGAGCGAUGGAGGGGGGGCAGAAGCAAGGGGGCGAGGGAGACGACCAGUGCCGGGGACGACUCGUCCUCCGUCUCCUCCUACGGUAGCGAAGAGGAGACGAGCUGA